Messenger RNA from Mycena citricolor, 1086 nucleotides. The record is from the annotation of a GenBank genome assembly. NCBI's taxonomy places the organism in Eukaryota, Fungi, Basidiomycota, Agaricomycetes, Agaricales, Mycenaceae.
AUGGUCCACUUCACCCCCCGCACCUUCCUCGGAGAGGUGCAUCCCGACGAUGUCGAAACAGGCAUCCUGUCGGCAGAGCAUCAACGGUUCAACCAGGAGCACAAAGGCACAUUUCGGUUCACCGACCCCCGGACAAUUGUGGUUUUGGUGACCAUGGCCGCUGACAACGUCCUCGAGUGCGUCCUGGACGCCCAUCAGCUGCAACACAUCAUCCUGUGGAACCAGGCAGUUCAUGAUCCCGAUGUCGACCCACUCACCCACGGCUUCAAGCCGGUGCGGACCCAUGAGGUGGCCUUGGCCGCUAAUGGUAGAGACCCCCAAGGGUGGGCCUCCGCCACCUGGGCCAGCAACGGCGACCUGGUUCACGGAGCGGGACACAUCCCCAGUCUCUGUGAAGCGCUGGUCACGGAUGCACGUCUCAAACCCACUCGGGAUCCCGACAUUGUAACCAUCAGCCGUGCCAAGUAUGAAGACGGCCGCGAGGCCAUCAUCGGGCGUGACCAAGCCCAAUGCAAGGCCCGGGAGUGUCGUAUGGCUAAACAGCAGGCCAGCCGGGACUCUGCUGACUCGAUGGGAUUACAUCUCCGACUUCGAGAUGCUGGCUGCAGACGCAGGAUACUUUACAAUGUGGUCACCACCACCGAUGACAAGGGCAAGUACAAGAAGGGGGACCAAGACAACAUCCUCAUCAAGUUCCUCGAGCGUGGACUCAGUAGUGAGAUCACCAGUUGCCUGUACAACACAGGUGUCCCUCUGCCAAAGGCGUAUGGCGCCUUCAAGGACUGGUGUGUCAACAUCAAGGCAAACACUCUUUGUGACCAGCUGCGCAAAGCAUUGCACGGGCACCCCAUGCAACGACCACCUCCCCAAUUCCGCCCUCAGGCUGCUCCAACAACGCCUGCACCUGCUCUGGCCCGACCAGCUGCCAACAAACCGCCCGGGCACAUUGCGCAGAACUGUCCGGAACCGAGGAAGAAGCGCACAUUCUUCAACCGGGCCACAAUGCUUGAAGAGAUCGAGAACGGGGACAAGGACAACAAGUUCCUCAAGGAGAUCUGCGAGAAGCUGAGCAAGAAGGGUUUUUGA